Chilo suppressalis (striped riceborer) is the source of this 1278-nucleotide messenger RNA. The record is from the annotation of a GenBank genome assembly. Lineage: Eukaryota; Metazoa; Arthropoda; Insecta; Lepidoptera; Crambidae.
CAAAAAUAAUCACUUACCGGCCGCCAUUGUUGUUUGUGUUUUGUAUGCUGUUUUGACCAAAGCGUAAAUAAAUCUCUUUUCAUCUCAAAGUUUGUUAACUUUGUUGCAUAUUUUAAAUAAAAGCUAACUGAAGAAUCGACCAAUAUGUCAAUUGGUGUACCUAUUAAAGUACUUCAUGAGGCAGAAGGCCAUGUAGUAACUUGUGAAACGAACACCGGCGAAGUCUACCGUGGAAAACUCAUAGAAGCCGAAGAUAACAUGAAUUGCCAAAUGACCAUGGUUACCGUCACCUAUCGCGAUGGCCGAGUCGCUCAACUAGAGAAUGUUUACAUUCGAGGCUCCAAGAUAAGAUUGCUUAUAUUACCUGACAUGUUAAAAAAUGCUCCUAUGUUCAAACGACAAGGGAAUAAACCAUCCGCUGGACGCGGUAAAAGUGCUAUAUUACGAGCUCAAGCAGGCCGAGGAAGAGGCGGAGGGAGAGGUGGAGGGCACCGUGGUGGUUGGCAGGGAGGCUCUGGCCCUUCGAGACGUUAACGCUGCCUGACAAGUCAUUAGUAUUAACUUUUAAUAUUACUCUUUAAAGUUAAUAAGCAAAGGUAGCCUUUUCAAAGUCAACUAAGAUUUAAUGAAAACAAUAUAAAUGGAUUGAAACAAUUAUCGUUUUUUGUAGAGUGUUAAAUUCAAAAGGUAGUCAUCGGGUAAGAUUUUGAUGUAAACGUUGCAAUUGCUAACUUUUAACAAAUUUUAAUGUCUGAUGAUCAUGUUGUUAUUAUAAUAGGGUAGUGGGCUGGGUUUAUCAACAUUUGAAACAAUUACAUCAUUACAAAGUUACUUAUGUUUAUGAGAUGCAGUGGAAUCGGGCUGGCAGAGCGAGGAUCACCGACUUGGUUUAACUGUACUAGCAGUCCAAGAGUUGGAUGAUCAUGUUUAAGUUUUUAGUAGUAAGGCAAUGGCAAGAGACUUCUAAGUGCUCAGAUUACACUGUUUUGCCUGGAGAAUUAAGUGAAGUGCAAGUUAAGGCUGUAUGAAUAUGACUGCCAAAGUUUGUGCAUGGGGUACAGAUGGAAGGGGUAAUUUGUAUGCAUUGUAAAAAAUUACUUUUUAUAUUAAUGAAAAGUGAGUGUAUGUGUACUGAGAAAGUAUUGCUGGAUUACCUUUCCAGAUCAGAAAGCUAUCUAUCUAUAUUAAAGCAGAUAUAGAUAGAUUUUGUCAGGUAACUGAGGUUCCUUCAAGUCGACUACCUUAUUCUUGUAUCAACAAUAAUGUUGAAGUCAUUUG